AUGAAGGUCACAUGUGUGAUUAAGGAUAGUUCUGAGUUGGAAGCUUAUCUCCUUCACGAGUUGGCCAAACAGUCACCCUCCUUAUUUGAUAAAGGGAUUAUGAGGGAAAACACGAAGAUUGUUCUUGGUAACAUCCUAAAGUCGAAACGCACAACGGAAUGUGGUGCUCACGGUACUGAGGAGGAAACUUUAUCUUAUAAAAAAACAAACAAGAUGGCUGCUUCCAUAAGAUCAUGUGUUUACAAACAACUGAAAUCAUUUACUAGCAUAAAAUACAACAGCAACGGAUUUUCCACAUGUGUGCCGAUUUACAGGGCUUGUUAUAGACAAACUAGACAUUUGGGGGUGUUGGGAGAUGGUCAACAUUGUGAUAUAAGAAUUCCAUCGCAGAAAUACACACCGACAAGAACUCCGUGCAGACAGAUUUCAUUCAGCUCACCUGUGUUGAGUUCAGAAGAAGCCAGUGUGGAAAAGGAAGAGGAGAAAGAGGAGGAGUAUCAUUCAAUAAUUAAAGACACUGAAAGAGGAAAAGGUCCCACUGAUGAACAUGAAUUUCAGGCAGAGACGCGCAAGUUGCUAGACAUUGUUGCCAAGUCCCUGUAUUCUGAAAAGGAGGUGUUUAUUCGUGAACUGAUUUCCAAUGCCAGUGAUGCAUUAGAAAAGUUGAGAUAUUUGGAGCUGCAGGGAGCGGACAUUGUUGACAAGGACGUCCCUCUGGAGAUACACCUGGCAACAGAUGACAACAAAAAAACAUUUACCAUACAGGAUACAGGGGUUGGUUUAACAAAAGAAGAGUUGAUAGAAAACAUUGGAACCAUUGCUAAGUCAGGAUCACAGACAUUUGUUGAUCAGAUGGCAGACAAGGCAGAUAUAAGCAGUUCACUGAUUGGUCAGUUUGGUGUUGGUUUCUACUCAACGUUCAUGGUUGGUGAUAAUGUGGAAGUGUUCACUCUUUCUUACAAACCAGGCUCAACUCCACUGAAAUGGAUAUCAAAAGGAACCGGCUCGUACGAAGUGUCAGAGGCAGAAGGAGUUCAGCGUGGUACAAAGAUUGUUGUCCACCUCAAAGGAGACUGCUACGACUUCGCUAAGGAAGAGAUUAUUAACAGUGUCGUCAUAAAGUACAGUAACUUUGUUGGUGUUCCCAUAUAUCUGAAUGGAAAAAGAAUUAAUGUAGUAGAUGCCUUGUGGAUGCUUGACCCUAAGAGUAUUACAGAGGACAUGCAUGAAGAGUUCUAUCGCUUCACGACAAACAGUUUCGACAAACCGCGCUAUCAUCUUCACUACAAGGCAGACGCACCCCUCAACAUCCGAGCUCUCUUCUACGUCCCGGAAUACAAACCUACUCUGUUUGAAAUGAGUAGAGAAACAGACGUGUCACUGACCUUGUACAGUCGUAAAGUGAUGAUUUUACAGAAAGCUAACAACAUACUGCCCAAGUGGCUGAGAUUUGUUAAAGGUGUUGUUGACAGUGAAGACAUUCCACUGAAUUUGAGUCGAGAGUUACUGCAAGACAGCGCUUUGAUCAGGAAACUGAGGAUGGUGCUGACAAACCGGUUUCUGAAGUUCCUGCUGGACCAGUCUAAGAAAGACAAAGACAAGUACCUCCAGUUCUACGAGGACUACGGCAUGUUUGUACGAGAGGGCAUCGUCACCACCAUGGAGCAAGACCAGAGGGAAGAUAUUGCCAGAUUAAUGAGAUUUGAAUCAUCCAAGUUUCCAGCAGGGGUCAAGGUUGGUCUGGAUGAAUAUGCUUCACGGAUGAAAGCAGGAUCAAGAGAGAUCUACUUCCUCGCAGCUCCUAACCGUCACCUAGCGGAAGGGUCUCCGUAUUUUGAAGCUCUGAGGAACCACGAUAUCGAGGUUCUGUUUCUGUACGAGCCGUACGAUGAGCUGGUGCUGCUCAACCUGACUCAGUUUGACAAGAAGACUCUGAAGUCAAUCGAGAACGAGAUCGCGGGCAGCAAGGACGACACGGAGACGGUCGAUAACAAAGAUGAAAACAGUCUCACACAGUCCGAUAUGACUGGACUCAUGGAGUGGAUGAAAAGUGUGUUAGGAAACAAAGUGAAUAAAAUAAAAGUCACACAAAGACUGCAUAAUCACCCUUGUAUUGUGACUGUGGUGGAAAUGGGGUCAGCACGACAUUUCCUGCGUACAUCUCUUGCUGACAAGACUCCUGAAGAAAGAUACAGACUGCUGCAGCCAACACUAGAACUGAAUCCAAGCCAUCCACUGGUAAAGAAGCUGAAUAGUCUCUCAACAUCUGAUCCCAGUUUGGCUACGCUCUUAGCAGAACAGUUGUUCGAGAAUGCAAUGAUCAAUGCUGGUUUGGUAGACGACACAAGAAGCAUGGUUCAACGGCUGCACGAACUUCUGGAGAAAGCUCUACAGGACAAAUAGACAUCUUGCCAUUCUCAAAGUUAAAGAAUAGCUUGCAUAUGUCAGAAAAAUUCAUCAUUCUAAGAGGCACAAAGUGAAUAGUGCAUUUAUCACAGUGAGAAAUUUAAAACAAGUUCCAUAGAUUUCAAAGAAUAACUAUUAAAUAUCAUUAUGAAAAUUGUCCUCUUGCAAUUCACAUACACAGGUUAUAUUGCACGUAGUUGUAAAUAGAACAGUUUUAAACAUCUUACAAGUUUAUAUGACGGUGAACAAUAUUCAGUGACAUAUUGUGCUGGAUAGAUGACUAUGGAUCUUCUCAGAGUGCUAGUAGAUCAAUAGAAUUAUAGUUCUUUGUACAAGAGUCUUAAUUUAAUAUACUAGAAUAAAACCAUCCUUAUUGA
Molecule: messenger RNA, 2783 nt
Organism: Gigantopelta aegis
Lineage: Eukaryota; Metazoa; Mollusca; Gastropoda; Neomphalida; Peltospiridae
Product: heat shock protein 75 kDa, mitochondrial-like
Exons: 19
Coding region: 1-2403 (800 amino acids)
Biological process (GO): protein folding
Cellular component (GO): mitochondrial inner membrane
Molecular function (GO): ATP-dependent protein folding chaperone; ATP hydrolysis activity; ATP binding
Source: RefSeq, a predicted model, not a curated record